Molecule: messenger RNA, 11432 nt
Organism: Neodiprion virginianus
Lineage: Eukaryota; Metazoa; Arthropoda; Insecta; Hymenoptera; Diprionidae
Gene: nocte
Product: protein PRRC2C
Exons: 21
Coding region: 439-8490 (2683 amino acids)
Biological process (GO): cell differentiation
Source: RefSeq, a predicted model, not a curated record
UGAUUUCACGCUUGUGGUUGGUAUAUUCCGCUCGCGCCGGUACAUGGGCUUCUGUCAAGUAGUUCGCAGUUGAGAGACACAACGUAAUGAUUUCUACGUGCGAAGCCUAGUACGGAAUAGUAAAUACAGUGACGGUGUACCACUAAGAUCCGGAGGGUCUGCGCGAGCGAGACACUUUGUUUGAAUGACGUAAUUGUAUUGAUCGCGGAAGAAGAGCCGAAAGUCGCGCAAUCGCCAUCUUGGACGAAUUGUGGGAAAAGAAGUUUGUGCUUCGUGGGCGAUAUAAUAAUUACUGAACUGUAUCCGCGGCAAUCCGCCAGUUAGUUAGUUUUAAAGGGAUUCAUAUCCGUUUGUGAACUGUUUACCCAUUUGGACGGACCAAGACAAAGGGUUCGUUCGUUGGGUCUGAGUGGUACUAAAUGGUUGCCUGCAGACAGCAUGUCUACUCUGUCGGGGAAUGUGUCGAAGGGGGAGAAAGGAAAAUCCAAGUUUCAAUCGUUAGACAUCAAUAAUUUAUACAGGACAAGUAGGGGAGAAUCCUUGGAGCAACAUCAACAGAAAAACACAAUACCACGGAAACAUGGAAUGCAGAGUUUGGGAAAGGUGCCUUCGGCACGGCGGCCACCUGCUAACUUGCCCAGUCUGAAAAGUGAGCACAGCGGCAGCGACCCAGCAGUUAGUCUUGUACCAAGCGGUGGCAGCGGUUGGGCCACUACUAAAGAUCCUGCCACACAAACUACCAACACCACUAGCAACGCCACUACUACACCACCUACAACCUCCGAUACUACCACCAGCAACACACCCUCGCCACAAUGUGCAACGGGAGCUGUUCCUGCAACGGCAUCACCACUGCAACCACCACAACCAGGACAACAGAAUACUUCACAGACAUCACACUCCACUGCGCCCUCAUGGAGCGCAAUUAUGAGCAGACCAGGAGAUGCCGGUGGGCCCGUCGUGGCAGCAGUGGUUGGUUACGCGGGGCUUGUGGGGGGCGGGAGAGGGGGAAGAGGUACCCUUGGACUGAGCUUUCUCGCCCACCAGUCCCCGCAGUUCCAACACGAGUUCCCCAGCCUCAGUGGCCAGACCUCCGCCUCCAUCUCCAAUCAGAGUCAGACUCAACCGUCCUCGACAACGCCGAACGCAAAUUCCAAUGCGAUAUCGGUAGCUGCUCAACAACAGUCGUUGCUGCCGCAGCAGUCCCAAUCCCACAGCCACUCAGGCGAUGGCACAGCCGGGUCACAGCAGGCACAGUCUCAACAGACCAGGGAAUUGACUGCACAAUAUGGUCCAGGACCCAGUCUACGCCCACAAACGGAAGGCAGUUGGAUUCAAGGUGGAAGUCGUACAGCAAGCGGAACUGGAGCAGGAACACCUGGGCCAGGAAAUGGGAAUACUCCGGGGGCCCAGGGCCCCCCGCAUAUUGGCGUAGGUGGACUACCAGAGGGACCCGCUGGCGGGCGACCCAACUUGGGCCAGUCGCUACCCAUGGGCAUGGCCCAGGCAGGCCCUAAUGGUUCCCCAGCUGCCCAAGCGGCUACAACCCCUGGCGCCAGUCAAAAUCCUAGCCUGCAUAACUAUCGAGGAUUAAUUCCUCCUUUCAUGUACCGAGGCAGCUUUCCUGGAGGAUUUCCUUCACAAUUCCCACCAAAUAUGGGUGCGAAUGGCCCUCGACAACGAUUCACCCAUCCCCAGGAACGAUUCCCAGCUCCCCCGCGCCAGCAAGAACGUGAACGUCCUCCUCCCCCAGCAGAUGAAGAAAUAAUCACCCGUCCAAUAAUUAAAGAGGAAGAUUUGUCAAGAAUGGACGACAUUUCACGUGAUGCUGGGUGGGCAGCCCACGACGAUAUCGAUUACAACCAAAAGUUAGCUUUCAGCGAUGACGAAACAGAACAUGAACACCAUAAAAAAGAUGAAAAAAAAGACUUCAAAGAUGACAAACGCGAGGAAAGUCAACCCGAGGAAAAAGAGAAGUCAAGAGAACGUGAACGGGAGCCUAGGGAUAAUCGUGAACAGUCCCAGUCUCAUCGUGGAUGGAAUCAAGGACCUCCACCGUUAUCUCGUGAUUUCCGUGGUACAAAUGGUCCUGUCAAUCAUCCUCCGCAACAGCAAAUGCGAACUCCACAUCCACCUCGGGGUCUCGAGGAAGACGAAUUAUGGAAUCAGAGACGCAGAGAACAAGGAGAAUGGGUGGCCUCGACUGUGGAGCGGGCCCGCCAGCGUAAAGAAGAAGAAGAAAAAAGAUUCCGAGAGUCCAUUAAACAAGCUGCAGAUAAAAAACUACAGGACUUGGAGCAAAAAAUUAAGGAAAAAUACGUCAAGCAAAAAGAUGACGAUUCAGGAUCUUCAUCCGAACCGAAAUCUUUAAUCAGUGUACCUUCGUCUAUUAUUCCAGUACCCGACUGGGAGCGAGACAGGGAAAAUCGAGAAAGUCGCGAAAGAGACAGAUCUCGUACUUCAUCCGAGGGCAAAGAUGAAAAGCCUGUGAGCCGAGACUCUCGCGAUAGUCGUGAUACUCGGGAUAUUCGCGACACACGAGAAACUCGUGAUACAAGAGAUACUCGAGAAACUCGUGAUACGAGGGAUACGAGGGAUACGAGGGAUGUCCGGGAUACCCGAGACGCUCGUGAUACUCGAGAUGUUAGAGAUGUACGUGAUACUCGAGAUUCUCGGGAUUCUCGAGACCAGCCAGUCUCAGAAUUUCGACAAAUUACUCAAAUUGAGCGUCCGAACUUCAUGCGGUCUCAAGACAUGUCGCGUAACGAGCGGGAACGCGAUCGCGACCAACGAGAGAUUAGAGAAAGGGAGCAACCGGCAUUUUCUAAGCACUUUCAGAACGACUUACCCCCAAGGUUCCAGAAACAACAGGCUGAGAGAACUGGUGGAGCCUAUAACAGGGUAUCACCGAAUGCAGAGCAGCGGCCCGCUCCUCAAGCAAUACCUUUCUCUCAACAAUAUGAUCCUAGCAGAUGGGUGCACAGCAGUCACCCUAACGUGCCGAACAGUGUCAAGAAGCAAUCUCAUUCCAUGCCACUGCCCCAACGUAGAAAUCGAACUGAUUCAGAAUUGUCUGGUCCAAUCGAGGACGAUAGACCUCCUUCAAGAGAUCAUCGAGGACUACCGAGAGACGAUCGUUACCGACAUUCGUCCCACAGAUCGUACGAUGGUCGCAAACCAUCUAGCGGUAGUUAUUAUGAUGAUCAUGCACGCUAUAGAGAAUACGAAUAUGAUGAUAGACAUUCUCGUGAUUCUUGGGAACGUGAAAGGCAUUACGAUGAUAGAGACAGAGAUAAUCGAGAAAGAGAAAAGAAAGAUUACGACAAUUAUUCCAAGAGUUCGCCACAACAAGAUCCGUUUGACGAACGUGAACCCACUCGGGAGCGCCCAGAGAAUCCCGAGUGGCGAGAUGAUAGACGGGACAUGCGCGAUGAUCGGAUAACCCAAGAAAGGCAAACUGAUAGUCGUCGUGAUCCACCCAGAGAUGAUCGUAUUGAUCGUAGUGAGCGUCCUCAAAGACCGGAUUCUCGUGACAGUCGCGCAUCUCGAGAAUCGAGAACUUCUCUUCGCGACGACGACAUGCAUAAGUCACGAGAUUGCGGAUCCUGGGUGAAUGAUAUACCAGAUUAUGAAGAAAAGAAACGAGAUCCUUACCGCGAAGAUAACAGAGAUCGCCGGCAACCGCCUGGACCUGUAACCAGGGAAAAACUGGAAGCUGACGAGCUUAAAGGUGAAAAACGUAAUUUGACGCAGCUGAAGCGUUCUGGAUCUGAGCUGGAUAAAAAAGACAGCAGCAAAGAUAGCCCUACCGAGGCUAAGAAGGAACUCGACAUGUGGAAUAGGAAAUUGGAACUGAGCUCAGAAAACAGUAGAAACGUGGAAAGAGGAGGUGAUAACUCGCCGAAAGCGUGGGCUGAUGCAAUAUCUCCAACUUUGGAGAUGGAAGAUGAGAAGGUUUUUCUUGAACCUAUGAAGGAUGAAAAAGAGAUUGAUGAAAUGAAACAAAGUAUGGAAAAACUAAGUGUCGACAACAAACGGGACGAUGCCCUAUGCAUCGAAGUUAAAGAAGAUGUGAAAGAUGAGAAGCGGGAUAAAAAUGUGAGAAAUAGAACCAAUAGUGGAAGUUCAAGAGGUCGAGAAUCUGGUCGUAGUGCUAGGCAGUACGGAGGUUAUAGCGUGUACACUACUCGUGGGUGGCGUGGCGCGGAUCAGAGAGGGAGAAGAGGAGGACCAAGGUCCCUGGGCAGACCUGGUUCUGCAAGAAGUGGUUCUUAUGGUCACACAGAUUCCGAACUUAGCGGAGACGAAAUCUCCGGAUCCACUGAAUCUGGAAAGGAAGAGAGGCGUCCAGCUCGCUCUCCCAAGUCUUCUCAAAAAUUGGACAAAGACGAUCGCAAUCGGGAAGUAUCCAGGCGCGAUGAUAAACGCGGUGAUUAUACUCAAGUUCGCAGUGACAAAAGAAGCUAUGACAGUAGAUCCGGUCGUGAAGGGUUUGCACCAUCCGGGGAACCUUCAAGACGGGGUCGAGGGGGGUUUCGGAACCGUGGUCCUACUACAGGCGGACGAAUGAAUACCAAUUAUGGUCCACCACCGAGUAAAAGCCCUUUUUCAACUGAACGGAAUGCAGAUGACAAAGAACCUAACCAACAGAAGCCCUCAUCACCUACGCCAGAAAGUGAAUUACCAGCUAGUGGUCCUCAGUUGUCUGAGUCCACUGAUGACAAGAUCAUAGCCAAACAGCAAGCGCUGACUGCUGGUAUUACUGGAAGACAUACUAAAUCCCCAAGUCAGCAAAGUCAGCAGCAAGGUAAUAAUAAGCAAGAUUCACUUCAGAAUCAGAACACAGUGCCACAGAGGUCACAAGUCAGAAAAGAUGAAGGGAGGACUAAGAGAAAUCACAGCAGCAGUAGACGAACACAAGGGAGAGAACAUCGUGACGGACGUUUCCGUGGCAACCCCAGCAAUGCACCGAAGCAAAAUUCAUCAGAUAUUGGUAACGACGACUGGGAAACAACUUCAGAUAACAGUGAAGAACACAUUGAAGAUCGGAAAGAAUCUCGAAACACACGUAAUAAAUCAUAUGGAAGUCGAGGAAAUCAAAGCUCUCACCAGAAUCCGACCGGCAACAACCAACAAUCUCGAAGAAAUGAUCAAUCAAUAAACAACAGGGAACAAAGAGAACGAAAUGUAACCAAACCCAGCAGUACGGCAUCUCGUGCUCCUGGAGCUGAGAAAAGGAAUGCGCAGAACGCUUCUUACAAUCAACGGAACCACUCUGGAGCCAUCCCGCCGUUGAUGCAAAAUACUCAACAAAAUGGCCGCCCUAGAAGUCAAGGAUCAGCAAAUAGCGGGCCUUCCAAUAAAGCCAUAAUAAAAGAAAGCACGGUUAAUCGUGUUGAUGAAAUAAAGUUAAAUGAUUUAAAUCUGGUAAAUCAAGCUUUGAAUGAUAUAAAUAAAAAAUCUGUCUCAAAAGAGAAGAAAGUUAUCGACAGUGAGUUGGAAGUAAACAAUUAUUCUGGCGGUGGAGACGAUGGGGCGAACAGUAACGAAGAUAAAAUAGAUGCGGAUGGCUUUCAAGAGGUUAGGUCCAAGAAGAAUGUAAAGGAGUCUAGGCAUAAUCAGAAAGAAGAAGCCAAACCCAUGAGACGUGAAAAAGAAAAGGAAAGAGAACGAGAUCGUUCAAAAUCAAAGUCUAACGGACCUCAGCCCACCCCACAGCAGAUUCAAAAUAUUCCACCAUUGUUGGGACAACCAAUUCCUCAGCCUGCCAACUUGCCACAGAAACAAUUUGACAGAGAAAGAAAUUCUAAUCGGCAAACAUUGGCCCCUCGAUUCCAGAAAGCACGUUUAGCUAAACAGCAACAACAGAUGGGAAUCGGCGAAAGUAACGACACAAAUAAAGUGAAUUCUAAUAAUAUCUAUGUUUCAAAAGACUCAGCUGCUGGGCCAGCUCCACCACCAUCAGUCAAUGCUUGGGAUAAACCAUUUACCAGUCAAAUAAGGUCCAAUUCACCAUCAACAGUUCCUGCAGACAUUCAACUUAUGUCUGGAAUAACUGGUCAAAAUGAACAUAAUCAUGAGACCAAUGAACAGGUCAAUUCUAGAGGUAGUAGUCAACGGAAUUCACCAAACACAGAAAAAACUGUUAAUAAAACAGCGAAGGAUAUUAUUGUUGAAAAAAAUGUUUCGGACGGAACUUCACCCCCUGUCCAAACGUUGAUUUUCGAAAAUACAAACUAUUCUAAAACCACAAAAUCUGGACCAUCGGAUCUGACGUUGAAAUCAAAGUUUUCAAACCAUAUGAAAACUCAACAGCGAGUAGAUAAACGCGGCGAAAUCGAAGAUGAUGGUCAGCUGCAACAGCAUCAGCAACAAGCUCUGUCUGCUGUCUUUUCCAACAAAUCUAACGAACUUAUGAAAGAUAAAUCGCAAGAACCAAUUCAGAUGCCAUUGACUUUUAGCAAAAACGAGGACAAUGCUGAUAUGAAAUUGGACUUUACAUUUGAUUCUGAACUGUCACAACUGACGGAAGAUGCUAAGAGUAAAUCUUUGGGAAUGCCACGAUCGAUUCACAUGACCGGGGGUCAAAGUACUAUUUCUCCUUCGACAGCAGAACUUAAUCUAAAAAUUGCAUCUGUGAAGAAAGUAUGGGAAAAUGCACCCCCAAUGCCAACAGUGGUCGAACAUGAAGAUGGAAGCGUUGUUGCCACUGCAAAUAGUUUCCCUCAACCCUUUGAGAGCAAUGAUGUCGACGACAGCUACAGUCCUCACCAGCAAUACAACCAGAGCAAUAUGAAAAACGAAAUAGCAACUUCGACAAAUGUAUGCAAGCUGGUUCCCCCGCAGGUGAAGCCGCAGCAACAGUCCUCUGGAAGUACUGGCGCCCAACCUGGAUCUACAGUUCCUGGCCCAAGUCCAAUCCGGCCUGGUCAAAGUCCCAUUGGUCAUCCUUCGGCCAGUUUACAGGGUCAGCUAAGCCCCCCUCCAUUUAACACAACUGGACAACCAUCCCACAUUAACUAUCCAGAGUUUCCUCAGUAUCCGGGCUCCCAAGCUGCACAAUAUGGAGGAAUGUCUGCUAUACCUUCACCACCAGCAGUCUUAUUCAACACUGGAUCAGGUCAAUUACCAGCGCAGGCUGGUGGGUUAUAUGGAGCAUUCCAGCUAGAUCAAAGUCGAUCUCCUUUUACUCAAUAUGCUCCUUAUGGACAAUCGCUUCAGAGCUCGUUUAAUCAACAGAGUGUCUACUUGCAACAACCUCCACCGCCUCCGCAUGCACCUAGUGCAACUCCUGACAUGUAUCAGAAUAACAUGUCACAGUACAGAAUCACAACUGCGGCAGCACCGCCUUUUGGUCAAAAUCAACAACUGAGCAAUAACCCAAAUACAGUGUUGAUCAGCUCGUCGUCAAACUCUCUCAUGUCCGCCAGUGUAAAACCGUCUACCCAACCAAUUGGUGCCAUUGGGACCAAAGCACCACAUUUUCAAGCUCCAUCAGCACAGCCGAAUCAGGUAACCUAUAUACCGUAUGAUCCGAACCAGGUUUUAGGUGUAAGUGGUAACUACAUGGGUAACUCACAAUUGGUGCAGCGACCUGGACCAACCGUUCAACCGUCUGCAAACAGUUACUACAGCGCUACCUCCGCCGGUAAACCUAACACGCUUCUGUAUGUAUUUCCUGGUUCACAAACAGGCUUCUACCAACCGGGUGGUGCGGGACAACAAACUGGGACUCAUUACGGGCUGCAGGGGUUUGGCCAACAUAGUCAGAGUCUUGCAACUGGUAGUGCCACGCCAGUUGGUCUUCAGAAUUUCGGAUCUCAGUUCCUUUCUGGAUCUGGAAUACAAAUGGCUGCUGCAGCUGCUGCUCAGCAGUAUAGAAACCCUACUGGAGGUUUGCCGGGACCUGGUAAUGCUGCUGCUACAUUUCUUGGAAAACACCAGCAACAAGAACAGUCUAGACAAUUGAAGAGCCCGUCGGGUAAUCAACAAGAUGUUUUGGCCUCCGUUUUCAGCUCUACUUCUCAAAUUCCUUCGCCAAAAUCGCGGAAUUGCAAGCAACAAACACCGACUCAACAACCGCAACCAAGUCCAACUCAAAUUCAUAAGUAUCAGCAAUAUCAGGGCGCCACUCAGUCUGCUCUGGUAAGCAGCUACAGUAACUAUGUAUUACAACAGAAUGUACGUGGAAUGGGCAUGCCGCCGCCACGUCCGGGAAUCCAACCGUCCCAACAACGUUAUCCAGCGCCAAUACAACGGCCAACUCCUUUUCCUCCUGGCCCAAACCCCAACCCAGGUCAACAACAACCAAACUGUAUGCCUACUCAGCAGCAACAACAGGCGCAAAUGAAUCGUCACAGGCCAAACAUUCACCAGCAACAGCAGCAGCAACAACAGCAACAGCAGCAACAACGUAAUAUGAAAAUGUCGCAACAAUACUACAGUAAUCAAGGUUUAUUUUGUUUCAGGCAAUGUGAAAAUGGACUCUAAUGACAAACAAGAUUCGCACAAUGAGAAACUGUCUGAGAGCAGUAAUGGCACUCAACCUGGUAACAAGGCCAACGUGAAUCAGCAAGAUGGUGAGAAUAAAGAGGAAGUUAACCAACAAAAUGAGUAGAUAAAUGAACUUAGUUCUUUUUCUAAUUAAUCUAAACUGUGAACUGUAUUUUUUAAGAUUAGCUUGAUUAGAAUGAAAGUUAAACUUUAAUAUAAAGAUGAAAUUAUGGAUUCAUAUAAUCUUGGAUGUGACAGACGAAACGAGAAAAAAAAGUAAGAUGAACCAAAACGGAAGAAUUUGGCGCUCUCGAUUAGAAAUAUGGUGACUUGAUUUCACGCGUGAAAAUUUUUUUUUUUACAUGAUUCUAGGUUCAUGAUUGGGAGAAAAAUAUGUCUCGGACUUUAAUUUCGAGAUUAGUUUGAACUCACUGUUGAUGAAAUCCUAAAGUUUUCGCGCAAAAUCAUAUAAACAGCAGUUGUUCAUCAUGUUGUCCCAAUAUGGCUGACUUUUCGUAAAUUUGUAUUUCAUAUAUACCAUAAUGAUACAUAGAUUCCACAUAUUCAAGAAAGUCGACACAUAUACAUAUUGAUAGGAUUGUAUUAAAACUCGAUAUGGAGAAAAAAGACAAAACGGCUAUGAAUUGACUAUAUUCGGCUAUGUUAAGAGGAACGACCAUGUGUAAAGUGUUUUCGUGGACGAAUUCAUAAUUCAAUUACGCAAAAUGAAUGCAUUUAAUGUUAAAUACCAUAAUAAGAGACGUUUUUUGUGUACGAGGUAUUCCGACUGAACUAUGCUGUUAUAAUAUUUCCAUACUAUACAUAUGGAAUGAAUCUUUCAAUUAAUCAAAUCUUGCAGAAAUAAUGGCAAAAUAAUUAAGCCUCUGCUGUACAUACAUUGAAUGUGAAUACGAAAUGAGACGUAUAAAUCGAACCAGGUAGUUACAGUCUGUUUUAUUACGUACCUAAUAUGGUAGUGAAAAACAAUUGUUUCUGAAGUCACACGAAGUUGUGUAAUUUGCUUGCCCUGUGGAACUCGCAUAUGCAAUGAUUAUGAUUGAUUAUUAUUCAUGUAACAUGUUACGGAAACAGUCACACAGGGCUAUGAUGAGAAUGUUAUGAGAGAAACGAAUAUUAAUACUAUCAUAGAAAUCAGUGCUACUUCUGAGGGGAAAGAAGUGAAAAGUUUGUACGCAUUGAUAAUUGAUAAAUAACAUAAGAUAUUGUUUGUGAGCUGGUCGCCCCUUAUCUGCAUAAGUUAACGUAGAUAUUAGGGGUUAUUUCGCUCGUGUUGAAUCCUCUGACCCUUCCCCGCCUCUCCCUCCCCCUCUUUUCCAUUGGAUUAUACACACAAUUUCCUGCUGUAUUACAAGAAAUGAAAAGAAUGAAAAAAAGAAUACGAAUCGUGGAUAAAUUGUAUAUGCUAUGCUUUUUGUUGCAGUUCGUUAAUUAUUAUAAAAAUAAAUCUAUUAAAAUAAUAAACGCUAGUAAUUACAGAAUGUCUCCGUCGUUGAAAAUUUAUUGAAAUAACAUCAUUCAAUGUCUUGUAUCGAACUGUGAGACAAUACAAGAUUUGAUAAGGGUUGUUUAAGAAAUCGAUGAACAUAUAUGAAAAAAAAAAAGAAAAAAAUAUUUAACUACUGCCAGUUGUGUCGAUAACAACCAGAACUUUUUUGUGUACUUCAUAAUUGUGAAAACUCAAAUAAUAUAGUUUGAUGUGUCGAGUAAUUACCUAUUAAAAUAUUGUAAUGUAAUUACUUAUUCUUAGCCUUGAUAUGUCUUUCUAUAACUUGAUGAUUCUCAAAAUAUGAUGAAUUACAAAGGGAACACGCUGUGUUUAGUGUGUCUUACUGUGCCCACUGCACAAAAUAUAAUCGGCGUGUUUCAACAUGAUACGGAAUGAUGAUAUUUUAGCGAAAAUGUUGUUGGCGUUGAUUGAACCUAGUAAAGGUCAUUUCUCACACUAUUUUAUUAUUUUUAGUUACUACAAUAAUUAUUAUUACUAUCAUCGCGAUGAUCAUUAUUAUUUUCUUAAAUUUAUUGUACUACUGCACGUAUACACUCAGCAGAUGAAGAAUAUUGGGAAUAGCGAAAGAGAAAUCUUUUGUGGUGGUAAACUUCAUCAGCGAUUUAUUACAGAUAUUUAAGACAUCUGUUAAAUCACAUUUAAUGCUUACAUGUGAAGUGGUACUAUUUGAAUCGUGUCUCUGAGGCGCUAAGGGAUUGGUGUAGGGGCCUGUGAUUAUAUUACAUAUAUAUUGUAUAUGGUAUAUGAUUACAUUACAAAUUUCGGGAGAAUAACACCGUUAUUUCUUUAUGAUUUGAUAACGACUCUAUACGAAUUAAAUUGUGUACCAGUGAAGUGUACCAAUAAUCUUUGGUCAAAACUGCACUCGAUAAUUCAUAGUCAGAAGUCCGUGCGCAGUGAGUUGUAGUAUUAUGUUUGAUGUCGAUGGUUUGAUUGAACAAAUAAAUAGAGUGUGAAAAGAAGAAAAAUUUAUGGCAGUAGAUAAAUCGAAAAAAUGAUGUUAUAUUAUUGACUGACAAUACGCGACCUGUAGAUAUUGUUUUAUUUCAAAGACUGAACGUACGUGUAACUUUGAUGUGUGUCUCUUGGAAAUUAUGAAAGUGUUGGCUAUGUGGGAUCUCACGAUUUUUAGUGGUAUAGAAAGGAAAAACGAAAUAGUAUUUGAGUAAGAGGAAAAUAUAUUUUUAUUCUCAACAGACUCCCGAUCUUUCCCUAAGCGUCUGUACUUUUAUCUACUUGUAGUUAGUGACAUGACAACAGUAAUUUAUAUAUUUACCCAAUUAAUGAUAAUAAAGUAACUGAAAGCAAAAAACUAUUAUUAAUUUGUAGAUUGUAAUAACGAAGAAAUUGUACAUGAACGUCGUUGCUAACGAUACUUUAGGUGAAAAUAAAGCAAGCCUCCAAACAGAAA